GCAUGUAACUGUAUUAUGAAGCUCCGCAAUUUAUUGAACUAGGAUCUGGUUUUAACGUCAUUAAAAACGGCAACUCCGUACUCAUCAACACCCAGCAAUAACGGACAAGUUGGAAGGGUCUCUUCAUAUAAACCUAUUGAAUUUCAGGAAGUGACUUGCCAGCAUAUCCAGCCUUACAAUGUCUGAAUAAUCCCCAAAUGAGCUUCACUCACAGGGUUCAAGGAUGGCUGAUCAUAAUAAAGCAGAGGAUGAUGAAGGACAGAUGAAAGAUCUGCUCUCUGGACAACUUCCUGCAGAGAUCAAGACCUGGUCUACAGAACAUGUCAGAAAGUGGACUCGGGAGCUGAAAAAUGUAGAUGAAGACUGCGCUAACAUAAUGUACCAACAGAAAAUUAAUGGAGAAAGUCUUCUACUUUUAGACAAAACUGAUUUGAUAGGAGCAGGUAUUCCAUUGGGUCCAGCUAAACUGAUCAUUCAUAAGAGAGACAAACUUGUGAAAAUGAAAGCUGAGAUGUUAAAAGACCCAGGAGGUCAAUCAGGUGGUCCAUGUAAGCCUUACCCUUUCAAUCGAUUCCAUGAAGCUUACAGAUACAGGAUUAAUAGCUGUCUCGACAUACCAGAGUCAGGGCAAUUGAAUUUGAUUGAGCCAUGUCAUGAAUUUAAAGCAUACAUCAACACAGGGAGCACAGAAAAAGAAGCCAAAAUGAAGAAAUUCACUGAUGAAGUCAUACGUUUUGCAGCAGCUUGUAUGAACAGUCGCACUAAUGGCACCAUUCACUUUGGCAUAGGGGACUUGCCAGAUUUUAAGCAUGGUCAGAUUCUAGGGUUUAGUGUUGAAGACAAAGAGUCGUUUGGGAAAGCAUUACGUGAUGUAAUUGAGGGCCGUUUUGAACAUAAACAUGUGGCGACAGCAAAGAGGUGUGUGAAGUCACCUCGAUUUGUUGAAGUGCUUCAAUCUGAUACGACAUCUUCAGAGAAAUAUGUCAUGGAAGUUGACAUAGAACCAACAUUUUCUGUCUGUGAAGAGAACUUCUACCAUGUCUACAGUGUAGACUCACGAAAGUCCAAAAAAAGCAAGAGCAAAGAAGUUAAGGAAGAUGCGAAAGAAUUUAAGUCUUUCUACAUCCGAGACAACAGCAGCAGCAGAGAUCUUUCGAGGCACAACACUCAGUCCAAACCUAUGGAGGAGUACAACGGAUAUGUGAAAAAUAUAUCAAAACUGUCAAUGGACAGAAAGGAAGCUGAGGAAAAAUGCCUUGCUAUUGUUAGAAAUAGCAUCCAGGGUUCUAAGUUAUGUGAAAUGAUAACUGGUGGGUCACAUUGUUUGGAUAAAUCCCAUUUUGAAAGAUACAUACUAGUAACUAACAAAUCACACCAAGUCCAACUUGAUUCCUUGAGUUUUCUUCUAGACAUGAACCUGACAGCAGUCUUAGACUUUGAUCCAGAGUCUUCAGAAAAAGGUUUAAAGAAGUUUUUUGAAGAUCGAAACACAAAUGUCCAUGCUCCCGCAGAAUACAAAAUAACUGGAUCAGUGGAGGACAUUGCAAGCAAAUUGAAAUUGACCAGGAUCAAUAGCUGGAUAUUUUGCAAUGGUGACAUCAAUGGCGAGGAACCUUCGGACAUUAAUUCCUGGUCAACUGAAAAGGGAGCCGCUGUUCGAAACGUAAUUUCCUUCUUGUGCCGAGGUGAAGUCCUACCUCCCAAAAGAUUCUUGGUCAUAUUUCUGCUGUUGUCCGAUGUCAUUGAUAGUAAGGACCCUUUGCUUGAAACCUUCAAUACAUUCCAACAAGAGCUCAGAGGACUUGACCAAAUCCUGUGCAUCUGUGAAAAUGAUCGGUCCUUCAUCUCAUGGAAGGAACUGAUUGAAGCUCGCUAUGGAGUCAGCAUUUCAAACCGCUGCAUUUCUGAGCUCAGCUUUGCAGAGAUCAAUGGCACUGUUCUCAGUCUGUGGUCUGACAAUCGUCGCUCAAGCAGAUUUUUACCUUGUGGUGGAGUCAGCAAGGUUCAACUGACAAAGAAAAUGGAGGGCUGUUUGGACACCCUGGAUAUUCUUUGUGUCAACCAAUGUGAAGGGGGUAAUGAAGAUCAGCGGUCAAUACAGGAACACUUUUACAAAGGAGGAAAGGUGUCAUGGUUGUGGUGGAACCACACUGGCAACACAUGUUCUGUGGACACAGAGGAAGAAAUUCAGGUGUGCUGUUCUGAAGGACAGAGCAGCAGAUCCUGA
Molecule: messenger RNA, 2227 nt
Organism: Sardina pilchardus (European sardine)
Lineage: Eukaryota; Metazoa; Chordata; Actinopteri; Clupeiformes; Clupeidae
Product: sterile alpha motif domain-containing protein 9-like
Exons: 5
Coding region: 224-2227 (667 amino acids)
Cellular component (GO): cytoplasm
Molecular function (GO): protein binding
Source: RefSeq, a predicted model, not a curated record